CCUGCCUCCGCCGCCGCCGCCGCCGCCGCCGCCCGCUCCCUCGCUCUCGCUCUCCCUCUCCCGUCGCCGCGGCGCGGUGCGGAAGGUAGGUUGCAGUGCGUGUGUGUACACACCGCCCCGAGCAGGAAAAUGGACCCCUUAGGGAGGCAGGCAGGCGUUAGCCGCGCACGCUGCGCGCUCCCGGGGAGGCAGCGGCUAUGAGGAGGCGAGCGGAGGACGGGGGAACAAGCAGCAUAAAAAAGAAGUGUUGAGAGCUGCUCUUAACCCUUUUGGAGUCCGAAGUCAAAAGGGAACUAGGGGGCUUGAUACAUCGCUUGCAUCCUGCAUUUACUCUGACCACAGUCCCUCCCUGUUCUCACAAGUGGAGCUCUGCCCUGCUUCCCUUCCUGUUGAUUCCCAGUCAGCUACAUGACUGCCUGAAGUUACAUUGUAGAUGCUGAAAUCACUGCACCUUAAAAACAAAAAGAUUAAACUGCACUGCAUUCUUACAAAUUGCCUUCGUGGUCCUGGUCCUUUGGUUCCACACAAUCAUCGACUGAGCUGAAGGAGAUCUCCCUAUAGCUACUGCUGGAGAAAGGACACUGCAAGGGACGAAGUGACUCUGCUAUCACACAGCUCAAACUGCUUCAAAGGUCUGCCCAGUGUGAGGAACAUACAGCAGAGGGGGAAGCUGAUGGGAAGUGCCAUGAAGCUUACCUUGCAGAGAUCCUUCAAGUGUUCACUUUGGAGGACAGGAUUGACAGGAGCGAAGGAGGCUCGUCUCUAAAUCCUUGGAAACCCAGGAGUCCAGAGAUAGCCGUGCCAUGCAGUGGUUGGCAGUUUUCCUCAACUUUGCAAGAGACAGAGAGAUUUGGUUGGAAUGAAACCUUGCUCUCCGAACAGUCUGCUUGAGAUGCAGCAUUGAAAGAUCACUCACGAUCAGUUUGUGGCCUUCCUCCGAAGGAACCUUUCCUGUCUCUUCUACACAGCCUUUCUCUGUUCCCUGCCCCAAUGAACGUCUGCACUAGGUCCAAGGCUUGGAGUAAUUUACCUGAAGAGUGAUACCAUUUGGAAACCACUGAAGAAACCCAAGACAGCUGAAAACCAGAAGGCGUCUGAGGAGAAUGAGAUUACUCAGACGGGUGCAUGCAGCGCCAAGCCGGGCCUUCCCUGCCUGAACCUUGAAGCUGUUCCGUCUCUGAGCCCGGCCCUCAUCCACUCACCACAUUCACCAACAAACCUGCACGCACACACAGGGUCAUCUGAUUGUAACAUCAGUUGCAAGGGGAUGACAGAGCGCAUUCAUAGCAUCAACCUUCACAACUUCAGCAAUUCUGUGCUCGAGACCCUCAACGAGCAGCGCAACCGUGGCCACUUCUGUGACGUGACGGUCCGCAUCCACGGGAGCAUGCUACGCGCCCACCGCUGCGUGCUGGCGGCUGGCAGCCCCUUCUUCCAGGACAAGCUGCUGCUGGGCUACAGCGACAUCGAGAUCCCCUCGGUGGUGUCAGUCCAGUCUGUGCAAAAGCUCAUUGACUUCAUGUACAGUGGGGUGCUGCGGGUCUCACAAUCAGAGGCCCUCCAAAUCCUCACAGCUGCCAGCAUCCUGCAGAUCAAGACUGUGAUUGAUGAGUGCACAAGGAUUGUCUCACAAAAUGUGGGAGAGGUCUACCCGGUGAUUCAGGAUUCUGGCCAGGAGACACCCAGGGGAACACCCGAAUCAGGCACUUCGGGGCAGAGCACUGACACAGAGUCCGGCUACCUGCAGAGCCACUCGCAGCACAGUGUGGACAGGAUCUACUCAGCCCUCUAUGCCUGUUCCAUGCAAAAUGGCAGUGGGGAGCGCUCCUUUUAUAGUGGGGCUGUGGUCAGCCACCACGAAACAGCCCUGGGGCUCCCCAGGGACCAUCACAUGGAAGACCCCAGCUGGAUUACCCGGAUCCAUGAACGGUCACAACAGAUGGAGCGGUACCUCUCCACCACUCCAGAGACCACGCACUGCCGCAAGCAACCACGCCCUGUCCGAAUUCAAACCCUGAUGGGCAACAUCCAUAUUAAGCAGGAGAUGGAGGAUGACUAUGACUACUAUGGCCAACAGAGGGUGCAGAUCCUUGAGCGCAACGAGUCUGAGGAAUGCACUGAGGACACUGACCAAGCAGAAGGCACUGAGAGUGAGCCCAAAGGGGAGAGUUUUGACUCGGGAGUCAGUUCCUCCAUUGGCACUGAGCCCGAUUCCGUGGAGCAGCAGUUUAUGGCUGGUCUGGGCCGGGAUGGGCAGCAAGAACCUUCUCAAGCAGAUCAAAAUGACGUCCCUGCUGAUGGCACUCAGCCACAGCAGCAGCAGCAGCAGCAUGUAGAUGCCAACUCUUCCUCACCAGAGAGAAGCAAUGACGUUGAAAUGGACAGCAAAGUGCUCACAGUCAAUAACAGCACCGAAAAGGGGGCUUUGCAGCCUUCUGUCAACACAACUGUUGCCCAACCAUUGCCAACCACACAGAUCUACUUACGCCAGACAGAAACCCUCACCAGCAAUCUGAGGAUGCCACUGACUCUGACCAGCAACACUCAGGUCAUUGGCACAGCUGGCAACACCUACCUGCCUGCCCUUUUCACCACACAGUCUGCUGGCAGCGGCCCUAAGCCUUUUCUCUUCAGCCUGCCCCAGCCCAUAGCUGGCCAACAGACACAGUUUGUGACAGUGUCCCAGCCUGGCCUGUCAACCUUUACUGCUCAGCUGCCAGCCCCUCAGCCCUUGGCCCCAUCUGCGGGCCACAGCACAGCAGGUGGGCAAGGUGAAAAAAAGCCUUACGAGUGCACUCUCUGUAACAAGACUUUCACCGCCAAACAGAACUACGUCAAGCACAUGUUUGUACACACAGGUGAGAAACCCCACCAAUGCAGCAUCUGUUGGCGCUCCUUCUCUUUAAAGGAUUACUUAAUCAAACACAUGGUGACGCACACUGGCGUGAGGGCGUACCAGUGCAGUAUCUGCAACAAGCGCUUCACCCAGAAGAGCUCCCUUAACGUGCACAUGCGCCUCCACCGCGGGGAGAAGUCCUACGAGUGCUACAUCUGCAAGAAGAAGUUCUCCCACAAGACCUUGCUGGAGAGGCAUGUGGCUCUGCACAGUGCCACCAACGGCACGCCUGGAGCCACCGGCACCGGCGCCAGGGCUGUCCCUGCUGGGGUGGUGGCCUGCACAGAGGGGACCACAUACGUCUGCUCUGUCUGUCCAGCUAAAUUUGACCAAAUCGAGCAUUUCAACGACCACAUGAGGAUGCAUGUGUCAGACGGAUAAGUAGAAUCUCUCUCUCUCUUUGUUAUGAACAAAAAAAAUAGAAACAACAAAAAAAGCUAUGGCACUAGAAUUUAAGAAAUGAUUUUUGUUUCAUUUUUACCUUUAUUUUCCUCCUUUUUUUGGGUUCAUUUCGUUUUGUUGUUUUUGUACUACAUGAAGAACUGUUUUUUGCCUGCUGGUACAUUACAUUUCCGGAGGCUGGGUGAAUAAUAAUUUUCCCAACCUCCCUCGGAUGGUGGCCUUAAGGCCAGGUAGUGCUUCAUGAGCUCCACUGGUUGGAUCUCUAGCUACUGGCCUCUAAAUACAACCCUUCUUUACUACAAAAACAAAAACAAAAAAACACAAAAAAAAACACAAACAAAAAAAACCAUAAAAAAUCAAAAAACAGACAGAAAAAAAAUAAAAACAAAAAAUUUUCUUUUUUCUCACUUGUGAAGAGCACUACAAAAAAAAAGAAACAAAACAAAAUAUAUUACAAAAUCUACAAGGCCUACUGUCGUUAUAAGUACACCGCUCGCAGUGUUUCAAUGGACAUAAUUCACAAUGCUGACCGCUUUUGGACUUCACAGUAUCCAGUUAGAACUGUGGAAUAUUUUGCUUCUGGUUGAGCAGCAACCAGAGGAAACAAGGCCCUGCUGGUUUCCACCACGUGUCUGCUUUCUCACACACAUGCAUCCACAAACACACGAAAGGGCUGAGGGGAGUGCAAGGCAGUGUGGCUUGGAUAGUGUGGAGUCCCUGCAGGAUGAGGAAAAAAGAAUAAGAGGUUCCUCACCUGGAUUCUGCUCCAUCCCACGCUCUUUGGCUCACCCUCCCCGCUGCUUUUCCCAUACCACCACCACCUUACAGCAGAAACCAAGAAGAUUCAGACAACGAGCAACGGUGGCUUUUUGUAAUUUAUUCAGUGUCUUCGCUGAGCCCAGGGCCUCAGCACAAUCAAGAGGGACUUUCACAGAAGGC
Messenger RNA from Cygnus atratus (black swan), 4237 nucleotides. It is a transcript of the gene ZBTB20, whose product is annotated as zinc finger and BTB domain containing 20. Gene Ontology annotation, biological process: regulation of transcription by RNA polymerase II. The record is from RefSeq and is a predicted model, not a curated record. The transcript has 13 exons. NCBI's taxonomy places the organism in Eukaryota, Metazoa, Chordata, Aves, Anseriformes, Anatidae. Gene Ontology annotation, molecular function: DNA-binding transcription factor activity, RNA polymerase II-specific; protein binding; RNA polymerase II cis-regulatory region sequence-specific DNA binding. Bases 1268 to 3277 code for a protein of 669 amino acids.